Messenger RNA from Amyelois transitella, 3901 nucleotides. RefSeq names its product GATOR complex protein NPRL2 (gene Nprl2). The record is from RefSeq and is a predicted model, not a curated record. Gene Ontology annotation, biological process: cellular response to amino acid starvation; positive regulation of autophagy; negative regulation of TORC1 signaling. The coding region runs from base 227 to 1429 and encodes 400 amino acids. The transcript is spliced from 8 exons. Gene Ontology annotation, molecular function: GTPase activator activity. Gene Ontology annotation, cellular component: GATOR1 complex; vacuolar membrane. NCBI's taxonomy places the organism in Eukaryota, Metazoa, Arthropoda, Insecta, Lepidoptera, Pyralidae.
AAAGGUAGGAGGUGUACAAACAAAAUUAUUGCAAAAAAUUAGUCGAUUCGUAAAUGUUGAGAAGGAAGGAUAUUUGCAGGAUUAUUACGAUUUACGCUAUUUGAAUCGUGUUAGUGUGUCAAAUCGUUUGUAUUGUUUUUAAAUGGUGCCGUGACUGAGAAUGACCGAUUUAAAAGUUAGAAAUGUGUUGAAGUGUUAUUAAGUUUUAAUUGAGUUGUUGUUUACGAUGGAUGCGAAUUCGAAAUAUUACGAGGGCUGUGGACAGGAAGGACCGAUUCGCUGUAUAUUUUUGUGUGAAUUCCAUCCAACGCAAGGGCCCAAGAUAACUUGCCAAGUGCCCGAAGAUCAUGUGUCGAAAGAUAUUUUUGACAUGGUCAGUCACUAUAUCAUACCGAAAGUGCAACUGCAUCGCUGCACUCUGACUGUUACAUUACUGGGCUCAAAAAUCCUAGGCUUCCCAGUGCGCAUAGACAAUAAGAAGUACGCAAGGAACGCGUUCUACUUCAACCUGUGCUUUGUAUGCGAUGACUGGGCCAGGACAGUGCACCUGGAGCCUCUGGUGAAGAAACUGACAGAAUAUAUUUUAUCGAUGGAGCUGGAGACUGAAUGGCUCUCGAAGCAGUCGACCUCCGGGGACGCGAAGCAGCUCAGCGGGCUGAUGAGGCAGGUCAUGCAGGACAUCAACAGUCGCAGGAUGUGCACGCUGACUGUGGGCACGACCACCACCCACCUGACCGUGGUCAGGGUGAACACGGACCCUGCGCCCGUGAAGGACCACCAGGUGCCUGUGUUCCUGUACAGCAGACACUCCUUCGUGGCCGACCAGUGGGACCUCACCACCAACCAGAUCCUCCCGUACAUAGAUGGAUUCAAUCACGUGGCCAAAAUAGCGGCCCUGACGGACGUGGAGAUCAGUCUAGUUCGCGCAUGCGUGCAGAACCUGGUCUACUAUGGAGUGGUGACUCUAGUGCCUAUCUUUCAAUACUGCGCUGUGUACAGCGCAACUCCUAAGCUGAGGCAGCUGACGAGGUGCGCUGGUCUUCAGCGGCAGUGCGUGGAAUUCUGCGCUAGGUCGUCUCGCCAGCAGCCGAGAGUUAGCGACAUAUUCCGCAUGUACGCCGGCAUGACGUACGGCAGCACGGUGAGGGACCUGUGCAGGCGCAUGAAGCCCCAGGACCUGGCCAUCAACGAGAGGAAACUGGUCCUCUUCGGAGUACUGGAGGGGCUCAUCAGGCGGGUGUAUAAGUAUCCCAUAACGCUGAACAACGACGACACUGCCUCAGUCCAAAGCGAACAUAGUCAACCCUUAGUCCGCACUUACAACGGCCUCGUGUGCCUAGACGAGCUGUGUUGCCAGGGCGGGCUCACCGCCGUACAAUUAGAAGAACAGCUAGAAAGGGACAGCAACGUCGUGUUCAUAGUCAAAUGAGAGAGACGACCGUAGCGUUGUGUGUUCAUCGCCUAAUGUUUUCACUCAGUAAGAUUUUUACGACUUGGGGUGGGGGAAUGUAAUGUUGAUAUCUACUGAAAUAUUGCGGAUUCAGAAGAAAAUGUGUAUGCUUUGUAUGUCUGUUUCUUUAUUUUUAAAUAGGCCAAACAAUAAUUUUCCUUCCUCCUCGAUGUAAAGUUGAUUGCUGACGAAUUGUUAUUGAAGAGCAUUCCAAAAAUAUAUCUUGUUCGUCGGUGGAUUACGGUCGACUAAUGGAGAUGCAACUUUGAAUAUUGAAAAUACAAUUAAUACUAUUUGAAAUUGAAUUAAAUCAUGGGACUAAAUCUCUAAAUGUAUAUGUUUGUCAUGAAGAAGUUAACAUUAUUUAAAACAUAGUGGUUUUCAAAUAAUAUUCUGACUAUUGAUAAUUUUAAACAAUAAUUCGAGUUCAAUUUAUUUCUAAUGUCAUUAUUCUUAAUUUUACAACAUUCUAGUCCUGCAAUAUUCGUAAGUUAAGCACAAAUUGUAAGAUCUCAGUAGAUGUCAUAUUGAUAAAAAUAUAUUGCGGACUAAAAAAUAACCGAAGAUCAAAUAAUAUUUUUAUAAACGUCUUUUAUGAACCUAUAUCUAGUAAUAAUGGAAUGGGCCUAUUUAAAUUUAAUGAAAUGAUAUAAUUAUUUACUCAAUAAAAAAGGAAGACGUAAAUAUUGAUUAAAAAAAAUUGACAAAACAUAAAGACCUAUUUUCUGAUAUGUGCAGAUAUUAUUAUAGUCAGAAUAACCAAAACGUCUGUUGUAACAUAAUAUAAUGUAAGUUUAGUUUAGAAAGUAUAUAAAUAUAGAUUAAGUGCAUAAUUCGAUUGGCCCCGGCUAUACCUAUAAAUUAAAAAUUUUAAAACUACCAGAAUAUAAAUUUUUUUCGCUAGGCCACAAGUUUAAUUUGUCUACGCCGUUGGGCAUCAAGACGCGACGUGAUGUGAACAUAAAUAAUCUAUUAAACGAAAAUGCAAAAAAAGCUCACAAUUGUUAACGCAUAUAAUCGUGCUUUCAAAGAAUCAUAUGGUAGUUGGUUAAAAUAAUAUAAAGUACAUAAAAGCCUGUAUAUUUUUGCUUCCUCUCUAUAGAAAGCUAGUUUGUCUAUUUUUGAUUAAUUUUUUUGACUUUAUACAAAUAUAUUACUAUAAUUAAUUUUAUGCGUAUAUUAUACAUUUUUCGAACUGCUCAAUAUUCAUAAUUUAAGAUUAUAUUUGUAAAUGAUGUACAAUUUAUGUAAAUGUCUAUGAAGGUGCUAUAAACUUUGUAAUUUUUUAUUGUUAAUUAAGUACCUAUAUAAAUAAAAUAAACUGCCCAAAUAUUCAACCCACCGAUUUUCGGACAUGAUUGUAAAUUAUUUUUACGAGAGCUUAAUCCUAGAGGUAGAUAAGAGAUACGAUAAAAUAUUUUUUUCUACGUCUAUGGGAACCAAAUGAGUAUGAUUAACCUUUAUUUACAAAAAAAUCAGUUAUAUUGCGUUUCAUCUUGUAAAUCAGUUAAAAAUUGCUUUCUUGUAAUCUUCUCGUAAUCAACGAUUCGCUUGGUUACCUUUUGUCAAAUUAUAUUUAUAUACUUAUAUUGAAUAAAUAAAUAUUAGAAAAGGUGAGAAAGGUUAAAAACGUGUGGAAAUAUUUGUAAAGUACUUCGCUCCAGCACAUUGCAAAGUUUACGUGUGGCAUAACUAAAAUUUAACCAGCCACCAGAAAACUUUGCCACAGAAACCCAAAUUUUUUAAGAAGUAAUUUAACACAUUUUUAUAUUUUCUACGGUUUUCAUAUAAUUCAUCAGUUUGUUUACUUUUUUCAUUGACUUUAUGUAAGUUUUCUUAUUAAUUCGUACUUAUUUGUUUUCAGAAGUCAUAUUUUGUAAGUAAGUCUAGGUCUUAGGAGUCCUCAUAAAAUAAAUCUUACGUCGGAUCAUUAUGUGAGAUCUAGUCGUAAAAUUAUUAUGUACCUAUGUUACUGUAUUUCUGUUUCUAUUUGUUGUUUUGUUAAAUAUAUGGCACACACACUUGUCUUAUUUUGUAACUUACAUACCUACUUCCAAAUUAAUGUUAUAAAGAGAAAAGCUGUAAAAAAAUGUAUUUUGGUUUUCAGUAUAUUGAUUUGUUUUGUAAGCUUUCUGAGUGAUUGGCUGUAACUUCAGACCCACAUUAUGCAUGCAGAAUGCCUUUCCAUAUUUUUGUUAUUAAGAUUUAAUUAAAGACAGUGUGUCGUGUGUAACAAUUGUUGUAAUUUGACUAGUCCACUUGAAUUUUGUGCCUUAUUCUUGUUUUGUAUGAUUUUUUCAUCGAUAAAUCAUGUUGACGUUAAGAGAUUAUCACCACAUUUGUUCAGUUCGUUGAUUAUUUCUCAGAGGAUUUAACGAGGUUUUAAACACUAUACGAUUAAUAUGUUCAAUGUUAUUUUGUGUAUAAGAGACUAAUUAUAAUUAUUUCUUG